Chrysemys picta bellii (western painted turtle) is the source of this 3141-nucleotide messenger RNA. Lineage: Eukaryota; Metazoa; Chordata; Testudines; Emydidae. The record is from RefSeq and is a predicted model, not a curated record.
CCUGGAGACGGCACUAACGAACUUCGAGAGGAGAAUACAACGCCCGCAACCGCCACGGGGAGGGGCGGGGGCAGGACUCGUCCGCGGCCCGGGAGCGGGCGGGGCCCUGCCCUGCCCUGCCGCUGGGGGACUCAGCACGCUGCAAGGUAAUAUUGGCAAUAGUGCUUGAAAUGGAGUCACUUUCCUGCUCUUCUGAGGAUGUUAGUCAGCCAUCACAUGAAAAUGAUGAGUGGGAUCCUUUUCACCGAAGUACAUUUCCUACUUGCCACCAGUGAGUGGAUUUGUGAAGUCCUGCUUGUAACCCAUGGUUACAAUCUAUUGAGGAGAAAAUUGAGCAGUUAGAGGGUCAGAAUAAAGAGAUGCUCCUAGGUUACCCCACCAGGCGUCGUAGUUGUGCUUUGGUAAAUACUCCAUCUCCAUGUGUUAACAAAGCUAUUCAUCACAUUCAAGAGCUGGAAGUAAAGAUAGAAAGCUCCUUUCAACAGCAUGAUCGUACACUUGAGAAGGAGAAAAUUCCAUGCAGGACUAUAACCUUAAAGCAGGAAACAGAAGCGGUGUUAUCAGAGGUCAUUGAGCUGAUUAAGCGACUAGAAGCUGAACGUAAAGAGGCUGAAGAAGCUUUGAAGCGGGAAAAACAGCGAAAGAAAACGCUUGUAAUGAAAAUUGAUUGCAUGUCAAUUUGGAGGCUUCAACAAUUCCCUAUAGCUGUACAAAAAGAACAUGAGAUUUGUACUCAAGAUAUCUCAGAACUACAGUGGCAUUUUGACACUGCAAAUCGUCAGCUCCAACAGGUAAAAGCCCAAGUACUUAAGAUAGAGACAGUUAAUGGAAGGAUUCAAGAGGAUAUAGACUUCAUGAAGAAAUACAGCCCUCUGCUGGAAGAAAAGCUGAAUCUUGAGGGUGACGCUAUGAAGGAUGUAUUACUGGCACAUGGAAAGGCAUCAAAAUUAUAUUAUGAUGUUUAUCGGGAACUUCUGAGAAUCCAGCAGAUUUUAAAACAAGUCACAGAAGAAGCUGAAAAGGAGAGAGAAUCUAUGUCUGAGAAAAUUAAACACGCUGAGAUAGUGUUGAAGCAGUACCAGAAUGAUUUAAAACACUCAGAAUUUCUUUGGACUGAAUUGUGUAUCAAGUUAAAAGAAACAGAGGAGAAGAUUAUAAAGGAAGAAAGACACCUUGAAGAGUUAGUAAAGCAAAAAGAAGAGAUACAGGAAGAUGCUAAAUCUUGGAACAAAAAAGUAGAGGAUUUAAACAAUAAAACAUUGGCUCAAGAAAAUGAGAACAAAAGUUUAUUAGAUGCUUGUUCUGAAGUGAUUAAAGUGAUGGAAGAUUUAAAAACUAGCUGGGAAUCUGAACAUUUGACUAUGAAACAAACGCUCCUCAAUACCCUUCAAGCAGUGGAUGAAUUGGAACGUGAAAAUAAAGAACUUGAGAGAGAAAAUGAAGAAUAUGUGCAAAAAUCCAGAGAAAGUUCAAGAAGAAAAAUAACGUAUCAGUCAGAACUGCAGAUUAUAUGCAAAAACACCCGUAAAAUUGAAGAGCAAAUAAGAAAAGUGAAUAAAGAGCUAUAUAAUAUUGAAAUAGCUUAUGGUGAAGGAAAAAUAAAACUGGAGGAAUUAGAAGAAAAAAUAAUUAGAGAAAAAAUCCGGUACAAGAAUUUGGAAGAGAACAUAAAAAAAUUAAUUCGAGAUGAAAGAGGAACAUGGCAACUGACUCAGGCCAGGAUUAAAGCAAUGUAUAGUGAGCUAGAGCAAAAGAAAAAAGAUAGCAUCAAGACAAAAGAAGAAACUAUAAAGAGGAUAGCAGACAUCGAGGGACCAGUGGCUGAACUAGAAGCACAAUUUAUUGAAAAUAAAAAUAUACAUAAAGAAAAUAUUGAGAAACUUUACAAUCUGAAUCAGAAAAUGCAAGAACUAGAUGAACAGAAGAAACAAGCAGAACAACAACUGGAGCACAAAAAGAGUACCACGAAGAAUCAGUUAACUGAUAUACAGGAAAAAUAUUCAGAUGUUACCAGUCGACUAGAUGAAACCACUCACAUUAUUGAAAAUUUUCAAAACAGAAUUCAUGAAUUAAAUGAAUUAGCAGAGACAAAGCAAAGACAAAUUGAAACUACAGAGAAAUCCCUCAUGGAAUUGAGGGAAAAUUUUAGUGCUGUUAGCUGUAAGCAGGAGAAAAAUCAGAUGAUAAUUGAUUACCUCCAGAAUGAAUUAGAAAAAUAUGAGAAGAGAAUACAGCAUGAGGAAAAAACAUAUGGAGAAUUACUAUGGACUAGACAGAAAAAUUUGGAAGAGAUGAAGAUUACUCUGGAGCAGAUGAUAAAAGAAAAUUUGUGGUUAGCACAAGAGUAUCAGAUCUUUCAGAAAUAUUGUUUAAAUGAUAAAGAAAACCUUAUGGAUCUCUAUGAUGAUAGGGUCAAGGUGGAAGCUGCAGUUAGAGAUCAUCAGCAGGGGGAGUUGUCAAAAACGAUCCAGCACAUCACUGCCUUCUUGCAUUCCUUGACAGAUGGCUCAUCUACUGAAGACGACAAUGCAAACAACCAAUGUCUCUUGGAUGCCGAAGUAAAAGACAAGAAAAGUCACACAGUUCAGAUAACAGUGUAAUUGGACAUUCACCUGUUUGCCAUUUCACACUUCCAUGGACGAAAAACUCACUCACCUCCCAGCAUGCCUUGCCUUUCUCUUACUUACAGCAAAUCCAUAACAAUGAAACAGGUGACUUUCAUGCUGCUGUCAGGAACGAUCUAAUUUCAGCUCUGGGUGACUGAUUGCAAUUGGCUUUGCCUCAUCUGAUAAUUAAUCUAUGUCACCAUUAAUUGGAAGAGAGAAUAAUUACUAGCGGUGUUGACAGUGACUGUACGCUUCCCCAGAUUUCCCCAUCGUGUUGGCCCGAAUAAAGGCUUUGCGAUUCAGUACUUAAAGUUUAUGUAAACUGUAACAAUGCCUAUGCCCAUGUGACACUUUCAGACACUCUGUCUAAUGUACUUUUAUUUUUGUGUUUACCAAUCUUUUUUAGCUCACUGAAAGCUGUCUCCCUCAAUCACUCCUCAAUGUUCUAUCUUAAUUUUGUGGAAGUUUAAAGUUUUCAAUGAGCUGGAGAUGAAUGAUUAAUGAAUAAAUUUAAAUGCUUCAUUUUGUCUAUGGA